ACUGCGCAGGCGCGGCUCGCAAGCGUGCGGUGUCUCAAGGCUGCCUGGCUGCAGGCGCUCAGAAGCGCCGGGAUUUGUGGCCUGCGAUCGGCGAGCACCAGCCACGCACUGUCUGAGGUAGCUAGGUGCGGUGAGCUGAACUUCCCCGCGCCCCAGGCUGUAUGGCCAUGGAGAACCAGGUACUGACACCACACGUUUACUGGGCUCAACGACACCGCGAGCUGUAUCUGCGCGUGGAGCUGAGUGAUGUGCAGAAUCCUGCCAUCAGCAUCACUGAAAAUGUGCUGCAUUUCAAAGCUCAAGGACACGGUGCCAAAGGGGACAAUAUCUAUGAAUUUCACCUGGAGUUCCUGGACCCCGUGAAGCCAGAGCCUGUGUACAAACUGACCGAGAGGCAGGUAAAUAUAAGGGUACAGAAGAAGGUGAGUCAGUGGUGGGAGAGACUCACCAAGCAGGAGAAGCGUCCACUGUUUUUGGCCCCUGACUUCGAUCGCUGGCUGGAUGAAUCUGAUGCAGAAAUGGAGCUCAGAGCCAAGGAAGAAGAACGCCUAAAUAAACUCAGAAUGGAAAGUGAAGGCUCCCCUGAAACUCUUGCAAGCAUGAAGAAAGGAUACCUGUUCAUGUAUAACCUUGUGCAGUUCUUGGGAUUUUCCUGGAUCUUUGUCAACCUGACUGUGCGAUUCUUUAUCUUAGGAAAAGAGUCCUUCUAUGAUACAUUUCACACCGUGGCUGACAUGAUGUAUUUCUGCCAGAUGCUGGCAGCUGUGGAGACUAUCAAUGCAGCAAUCGGAGUCACAAAGUCACCAGUGAUGCCUUCUCUUCUGCAGCUUCUUGGAAGAAACUUCAUUUUGUUUAUCAUCUUUGGCACCGUGGAAGAAAUGCAAAACAGAGCUGUUGUUUUCUUUGUGUUUUACCUGUGGAGCACAAUAGAAAUUUUCAGGUACCCCUUCUACAUGCUUACUUGCAUUGACAUGGAUUGGAAGGUACUCACAUGGCUGCGCUAUUCUGUGUGGAUUCCCUUAUAUCCUCUAGGAUGUUUGGCAGAAGCUAUCUCCGUGAUCCAGUCCAUUCCAGUGUUCAACGAAACAGGAAGAUUCAGUUUCACGUUGCCGUAUCCAAUGAAAGUCAAAGUUCGAUUUUCCUUUUUCCUUCAGAUUUACCUAAUCGUAUUAUUCUUAGGGUUAUACAUAAAUUUCCGUCACCUUUAUAAACAGCGCAGACGGCGCUAUGGACAGAAGAAGAAAAAGAUCCACUAAGAAGAGAUUUGGAGGGCUUCUUUCCAGUUUGAGGCUUAUCUGUGAUUCUUAACAGUUUUACCUUCUUGUACUGAUGCAAAAGUUUUUUUUAAGUUAAAAUGAUUUAAUUCUCCAUGAGGCU
Messenger RNA from Chrysochloris asiatica (Cape golden mole), 1377 nucleotides. It is a transcript of the gene HACD3, whose product is annotated as protein tyrosine phosphatase-like A domain containing 1. Gene Ontology annotation, cellular component: endoplasmic reticulum membrane. NCBI's taxonomy places the organism in Eukaryota, Metazoa, Chordata, Mammalia, Afrosoricida, Chrysochloridae. The transcript has 11 exons. The record is from RefSeq and is a predicted model, not a curated record. Gene Ontology annotation, molecular function: 3-hydroxyacyl-CoA dehydratase activity. Gene Ontology annotation, biological process: sphingolipid biosynthetic process; very long-chain fatty acid biosynthetic process; fatty acid elongation. The coding region runs from base 162 to 1256 and encodes 364 amino acids.